GGCGGGGUCGGAACGUCUUUCUCCCGGGCGGCGGCCCAGGCGGGAACAGUUACCCCCCGCACCAACCAUGGCCGCAGCUGCAGUGGGACAGAUUUGGGCCCGAAAACUUCUUCCUGUCCCUUGGCUUCUGUGUGGUCCCAGAAGAUAUGCCUCGUCCAACUUCAAGGCUGCAGACCUACAGUUGGAAAUGACACAGGAGCCUCGUAAGAAGCCUGACCCCAGCGAGCCCCUGGUGUUUGGGAAGACAUUUACUGACCACAUGCUGAUGGUGGAAUGGAACGAGAAGAAGGGCUGGGGCCAGCCCCGAAUCCAGCCCUUUCAGAACCUCAUACUGCACCCGGCCUGCUCUGCUCUCCACUACUCGCUACAGCUCUUUGAGGGUAUGAAGGCGUUCAAAGGCAGCGACCACCGGGUGCGGCUCUUCCGACCCUGGCUCAACAUGGACCGGAUGCUGCGCUCGGCCCUGCGCCUCUGCCUGCCGAGUUUCGACAAGGUCGAGUUGCUCGAGUGCAUCCGCCGGCUUGUGGAAGUGGACAAAGACUGGGUUCCUGACAGCGUGGGUGCCAGCCUCUACGUGCGGCCUGUGUUCCUCGGGAACGAGCCUUCGCUAGGUGUCGCCCGUUCCACACAAGCCCUCCUGUUCGUCAUUCUCUGCCCAGUGGACUCAUACUUCCCUGGAGACGCCAUGAGCCCUGUCUCCCUCCUGGCUGACCCAACAUUCAUCCGGGCCUGGGUGGGUGGGGUCGGCGACUGCAAGCUGGGUGGGAAUUAUGGGCCUACGGUGUUUGUGCAGCAGGAGGCGAAAAAGCAGGGCUGUGAGCAGGUCCUCUGGCUGUAUGGGUCUGACCACCAGCUCACCGAAGUGGGCACCAUGAACAUCUUCAUCUACUGGACCUACGAGGAUGGCGUGCUGGAACUGGUGACUCCACCGCUGGACGGUGUCAUCCUGCCUGGAGUCGUCAGACAGAGUCUGCUGGACCUGGCUCAGACCUGGGGAGAGUUCCGGGUAGUAGAGCGUAAGAUCACCAUGAAGGAGGUUGUGCGAGCACUGGAGGAGGGACGGGUUCGGGAAGUCUUUGGCUCAGGCACCGCUUGCCAGGUCUGCCCUGUGCACCAAAUCCUGUAUGAAGGCAAGCACCUCCACAUUCCCACCAUGGAAAAUGGGCCUGAGCUUAUCCUCCGCUUCCAGAAGGAGCUAAAGGCAAUCCAGUACGGAACAGGAGCCCACGAGUGGAUACUCCCGGUGUGAUGCUGUGGGCUGUACCUGGCCACCCCUCGGAUCCAGCGAACUGUUGCAUCUAGUCCCCGCUGGACCCUCCCCUCCCUACCUGUGACUCACCUGAAGUGCAAUAUUACAUAAAAAGCCCGGGUCGGGAAGCCUGGGUCUCUGGCGCCCCCACGUGGUUGCUACACUCCCAAAGCCCUAAGGGCCGGACCCAGCCGGUCGUGGCCCCUCCCUCCGCCUCUCAGGCCUGGGGGGAUUUGAACUCCCCGCUGCUCUGUCUUGUGGUGUCAAAGAUACGCCUUGGCCCGGAUUCUGCACCUCUCCGUUCUCAGGCCGGAUCUCCCAAGUGCUGUCGAUUUUUUUUUUUCUCGCUGAAAUUUUGAAAUAAAAUGCCAAAUAGGACAUUC
Messenger RNA from Rhinolophus ferrumequinum (greater horseshoe bat), 1632 nucleotides. RefSeq names its product branched chain amino acid transaminase 2 (gene BCAT2). The record is from RefSeq and is a predicted model, not a curated record. The transcript is spliced from 11 exons. Gene Ontology annotation, cellular component: mitochondrion. Gene Ontology annotation, biological process: L-valine biosynthetic process; L-leucine biosynthetic process. The coding region runs from base 68 to 1249 and encodes 393 amino acids. Gene Ontology annotation, molecular function: branched-chain-amino-acid:2-oxoglutarate transaminase activity. NCBI's taxonomy places the organism in Eukaryota, Metazoa, Chordata, Mammalia, Chiroptera, Rhinolophidae.